AUGGCUCCCUCACGGAGUUCCAAAGACGACGAUUUCGUCUUCACGCUCUCUGAUAACGAAGACGCUCCCCGAUUUGACGAUGAAGAGGACAACGAAAUGAUGGGCGAUGCCCCGAUCGACAACAAGAAGCGCAAGCGCGAAGUAGAGGCCCCGAAGCCCAAGAACAAGAAGCAAAAGCAACAAGAAAAGCAGCAAUUGAAGAACGCCAAGAAAAACAAGAAGAACGGCGCCCCCGAGCCUGAACUUGAGUCCGAGGAGGAGGCUGAGGACAGUGAUGCUGCCGAAGAUGCGACAGAAGAUGAUGGGGUUCUGAAUCCCGAGUUCGAAUUCGAUGUCGGCGGCGCAGCCAAUCGUGGUGUCACCGAAGGCUUCGAUGGUUGGGGUGCUGCUGAUCAAGAGAAGAAGUCCGGUGACAAAAAAGCAGUGGACAUUGACGACAUCAUUGAGAGAAGGCAGGCCAAAAAGGAGGCAGCCUCUCAAAAGCAAAAGAAGAAGACACAGGACUCAACCGAAAGCGCCAGCGCAUCCGAUGACGACGACGCUGCAUUAGAAGCUGAUGCCCCUGUGGAAUUUGACGACGAUGAGCUCAUGGCCGCUGAUGGAUUUGGUAUGGGUGUGGAUGGCGAGGAGGAGAGUGAUGCAGAAGGUCCCGAAGUUGGCUCUGGACUUGAAGACAACGCCGAGGACAAUUCCGAGGACGAGGACGAGGACGCAGAUGAAGAUGAUGACGAUGCUGCAUCGGAUAGUGACUCUGUUGCCACGCCUGUCGGUCACCCAGACGACAUUGGGUUCGACGGAGGCUCCGAUGCUGAAAGCGAAGUGGACGAAGAGGAAGCCGAGAAGCGUAAAGCAUUCUUUGCCCCCGAAGAAAAGAUCGACACCAAGGCCUCUAUGGCUAAGAUGACGUUCCAAGAAUUUAACCUCUCUCGCCCUAUCCUUCGAGGUCUGGCCUCCGUUGGAUUCACUGAUCCAACACCCAUUCAGCGCAAGGCCAUCCCCGUUGCUCUGCUUGGCAAAGAUAUUGUUGGUAGCGCCGUGACUGGUUCAGGAAAGACUGCAGCUUUUGUUGUUCCCAUCCUGGAGCGUCUUCUCUUCCGUCCCCGGAAGGUUCCCACAAGUCGUGUUGUGAUCCUGAUGCCCACUCGUGAACUGGCGGUCCAGUGUUACAAUGUCUCUGUCAAAUUGGCUACUUUCACAGACGUCACGUUCUGUCAGUUGAUCGGUGGUUUCAGUCUCCGCGAACAAGAAAAUGUGCUUAAGAAGCGCCCUGAUGUUAUCAUUGCCACACCCGGUCGUUUCAUUGACCACAUGCGCAACUCGCCAAGUUUCACAGUCGACACCUUGGAGAUUAUGGUUCUUGAUGAAGCUGAUCGUAUGCUCGAAGACGGUUUUGCCGACGAGUUAAACGAGAUUCUCACUACAAUUCCCAAGUCGCGUCAAACUAUGCUGUUCUCUGCCACAAUGACAGACUCCGUCGACAAGCUUAUCCGUGUUGGCAUGAACCGCCCCAUGCGAUUGAUGGUUGACGCCAAGAAGAACACUGUAUCAACCCUUGUUCAAGAGUUUGUGCGUCUGCGUCCUGGUCGUGAGGAAAAGCGUCUCGGAUAUCUAUUGCACCUAUGCAAAGAAGUUUACACAAAGCGCGUUAUUAUUUUCUUCCGACAGAAGAAGGAAGCGCACCGUGUCCGUAUCAUUUUCGGACUACUAGGUUUGAAGGCUGGAGAGCUUCACGGUAGUUUGAGCCAAGACCAGCGUAUCAAAUCCGUGGAAAAUUUCAGAGACGGCAAGGUUGCAUUCCUUCUCGCAACCGAUGUCGCUUCCCGUGGUCUGGAUAUCAAGGGCGUCGAGACCGUUAUCAACUACGAGGCUCCUCAGAGCCAUGAGAUCUACCUGCACCGUGUUGGUCGUACUGCCCGUGCCGGUCGAUCCGGUCGCGCCUGCACCAUUGCCGCCGAGCCCGAUCGCAAGGUGGUUAAGCUGGCCGUCCGCGCCGGCAAGGCACAAGGCGCCAAGAUCGCCAGUCGUGUGAUUGAGCAAGCUGUUGCUGACAGCUGGGCUCAAAAGGCGGAUGAUCUGGCUGACGAAGUUCAAGAGGUCUUGCAAGAGGAGAAGACCGAGAAGCAGUUCGCUCAGGUCGAGAUGCAAGUUAACAAGGGUGAGAACUUGAUGAAGCAUGGACAUGAGAUCAUGUCGCGACCAAAGCGCACAUGGUUCGAGACGGAGAAAGACAAGAAGGUUGCCCGCAAGCUUGGUGCGGUGGAACUGAACGGACCCAAUGUCAAGAAGAGCAACGUGAAGCUGAGCAACAAGGACAAGAAACGUCUGGAUGAUGCCAACGAGCGACACGAGGGCAAGAUUGGAUGGAAGAAGGGCAAAAGUGACCGAAGAGCGCCUUCUCAUGCGAGGCCUGUCGCAAACGAAAGAGCCCCGACUCUCUCCUAUACGAAACAACUCGAAACUAGAGUCGCACAACUUGAGGAUGCACUCUCCAAGGCUCGCGGGGAUGGCGACGCGGAACUGCGAAAAGCAAGCUCACCUGUAUCGGUAGCCGAGUCCAGCUCGAGCGGUCCUAAGAUUAAGGCCGAUCCCGAUGCCCAAGAUCUCGCACGAGAAUUCGAUGGCCUGAAUGUGGAAAAUGACGGUCGCAUCUCCUUCCACGGCCCGACCAGUCUCUUUCAACUGCCCAGUGGCGCGGUCAACGAAACGGCAUCAACUUCUCACUAUGCUCAGGAGUUGGAAGCCCGCAAGGAGCGCCUGGUCAACAGCGCGUGGCGAGAGAGGGCGUUCGAGCAGAUGGCUGCCAUGCCGGAACCUUUCCAAUACCUCCUCGACUCCCACUGGUGCUGGAUUCAGCCACUGUGGAACUUUGUGUACCGUCCUGCCUUCACACGUGACAUGAAAAUCAAUGGGCCCUACUACUCAGAUAUUCUGUUGAACGCCAUUCUCUCCCAUUCAGUGCGAUGGUGCAAAGCGGAACCUCAGAUCGGCCCCCUCCUCGAAUCCUACGAUGGAGGAUCACAAUUCUCUCAUCGUGCAUUGACUGGCGUAUUUGACUCCCUGAAAAGUGGUUACGCAGGCAUCCCUACAAUUCAGACCUUGCUACUGCUCAGCGCUCAAGAGUGUGGCCGUGGAAAUCGGACACAGGCUUGGUUAUACAGUGGCAUGGCCUUCCGGCUACUGGAUGACUUGGGGAUCUCCAUUGACAGCCGAAAAUACUCGGGUUCGGCUCAGUUGAGUGACGAGGACAUCGAAAUACGCAACCGACUCUUUUGGGGCUGUUAUUUCUGGGACAAAGUGGUCUCCCUAUACUUUGGCCGUGCCCCAACGAUGCAGCACUCGCGUGUCAGUCCACCACGAAUGAUCCUCGAUGAUACCGCCGAGAUUGAAACGUGGACUCCCCAUGGCGUUACAUUCCCGGAUGGUGCUCACUAUCCGCCCACACAGGCUCGUUCAACCUCAUGUUUUAUGAAGAUGUGUAGCUUGGCCGAGAUCCUGAAUCAGAUCUUGAUUCAUAUCUACGACCCCAACCGCCAAAGUACAGCCUCGGAGUUCUAUGAUUGCGUCCAGGAGCAGAGCAAAAGCCUGGCUGAUUGGUGGGAGGACCUCCCGGAGUAUUUGAAGCUGUCGGCAGUGAAUUUACUUCCAUACUCUCCACCAAGCCAUAUUGUGAUUCUCAACUGUUUCUACCAUACCGUCAACAUUCUCCUCCACCGCCCAAUCCUUUGCUCGCGGGACCUACUCAAGCUCCGACAAGAAGCGUAUGACUCGAGCCAUUUGGUACAAUGCAUGGCUUCCGCAACAACCAUUCUCUCCCUCUUCGAUCUCUAUCGUCGAACAUUCGGCGACAGUCACGUCGUCCUCUCUCUUGCGUACAGCAUCUACACAGCAGCAUCCAUCUUUUUGCUCGAGAUCCAAGCUCUCAAGUACGCCGCACCGGGAACCCUCGACAAACUCAAGUUCUGCAUCUUCGCCUUGGAGAGAGUCAAAGCUGCCAAUCCUGUCAUCGUGACUGCCCUCAAUCUUAUCUCCGCGGAACUCCAAAAAAUGCAAAUCAACAUCCAUGGCGCGAUGCCUGGCCAACCCGAGUCAAGCCAAACCCACCACACUCAACAUCAAACUUCGUCUUAUACUCACACCCAUCGGCCCCAGCAUAGUCAGUCGCCGUCUCUUAAUAGCAAUCCUUCCCGCCAUGUUUCUCCAGGGCAGCACCAAUCUCAACCUCCCACCUCAAUGGGCACACACACCCAAACGCCGGGACCUGAACCCUCCUUGAUGCAAGGUUAUAAUACCUUCCACCACGCAGGGGCAAGAUUCGACAUGCGUGGGGGCGAAAUGCCGCAAAUGCCACCCACGCACCUGUUGGGCGGCAUGCCAAAUGCCGUUAUGACGGUAGAUGAACCCGGAUCGUACGAGAUCACACCCGAGGUUUUCGAGGCGUUCUCGUACGCCCAGCCUAUCACCACCAAUAUGAGUCCUGGAUUUGGACCGGGAUGGGGAGGGCCCCCUCAAUAA
This is a messenger RNA of Penicillium nucicola, 4512 nucleotides long. RefSeq names its product putative ATP-dependent RNA helicase DRS1 (gene drs1). Gene Ontology annotation, biological process: DNA-templated transcription. The record is from RefSeq and is a predicted model, not a curated record. The transcript is spliced from 7 exons. Bases 1 to 4512 code for a protein of 1503 amino acids. NCBI's taxonomy places the organism in Eukaryota, Fungi, Ascomycota, Eurotiomycetes, Eurotiales, Aspergillaceae. Gene Ontology annotation, molecular function: DNA binding; RNA helicase activity; ATP binding.